AUGCGCGGCCCGGCCGACACGUGGAUCUUCACGGCCUUGGCCCCCUCGGCCCGCCGCAGGUACUCCGCGCUCCAGCGGCGUGUGCAGGCCCCCAGCUCCACGCCUCUGAGCACCACCGGCCUCCGCUGGCGGCGCGAACGGGCGACACGGGAAAACGGGAAAACGGACAAACGCAAACGGACGGAACGAGCGGCCAUCACGAGCCCCGCGCUCUGGCUGCGCAGCUGCUUCUGCUACCUCCUCAUCCGCCUCUACUUCGACCCGGACUUCAGCGUGGAGGAGUUCACGCGUGGUGCCAAGCAGGCCUUCUCUCUUGUUUCCAAGCUGCUGUCUCAGCAUAAACUUGACCUGCUGGAAGAACUUGUGUCAGACGAGGCCCUUAAGGUUUUGAAGGAAAAGAUUUCAGUGCUUCCUGACAACCACAGGGAUGCCUUAGCAGCCGAGUUAGAUGCAAUCAUGUACACAACAGAAGGAGACGUUCGUAUUUACUAUGAUGAUGACGGAAGAAAAUUUGUUAGGAUACUGAUGCGUUUUUGGUAUCUGAAUGGUGCUAAUUUACCGGAUGAGAUACCAGGUGAAGCUAAAGUUUUCCAGAUUAUGUUUGGAGAUGAAAAUACAAAAGAAAAAAAACAUCUUUUAACAGCAAACUAUGAGUUUCAAAGAGAAUUUACAGAAGGAGCAAAACCAGACUGGACUAUUACACGGAUUGAACAUCCAAAGUUAUUGGAAUAAAUGUCUUCUGCAGUGUCUCUGUGUACCACUAUAAAUGUUGUGACAUCAGGCAUUUUUUGGU
Tinamus guttatus (white-throated tinamou) is the source of this 793-nucleotide messenger RNA. It is a transcript of the gene MAIP1, whose product is annotated as matrix AAA peptidase interacting protein 1. Lineage: Eukaryota; Metazoa; Chordata; Aves; Tinamiformes; Tinamidae. The record is from RefSeq and is a predicted model, not a curated record. Gene Ontology annotation, molecular function: ribosome binding. Gene Ontology annotation, cellular component: mitochondrial inner membrane. Gene Ontology annotation, biological process: protein insertion into mitochondrial inner membrane from matrix.